ACAGACUUCCGACUUCGCCAUCGUUAACCAACAGUGUAUGCACUAAUCCAUCGCUGUUCUGGUCAAGAAGGCCAAAUAGCGACAAGCAUCAUGUUGCGUUUGCCAGCCGUGAGCCGCGCGCUAGCCGGGACAGCCAAGGGCAGCCUUGCUCCCGCAAACAACGUGCGUACCUCCAUCCGGGCAGCUAGUAAUAUGGUUGAGGUGUUUGUGGAUGGAAAGCCAGUGGAGGUAGCAGCUGGAACUACUGUGCUGCAGGCCUGUGAAAAGGUGGGUGUACAGAUCCCACGGUUCUGCUACCACGAGCGUUUGUCUGUCGCUGGGAACUGCAGGAUGUGUCUGGUCGAGAUCGAGAAAGCUCCAAAGCCUGUGGCAGCAUGUGCGAUGCCAGUGAUGAAGGGCUGGAACAUUCUCACAAACUCAGACAAGACCCGUAAAGCGAGAGAGGGGGUGAUGGAGUUUCUGCUUGCCAACCAUCCCUUGGACUGCCCCAUCUGUGACCAGGGAGGAGAGUGCGACCUACAGGACCAGUCCAUGCAGUUUGGUACAGACCGCAGUCGGUUCACUGAGACCAAGAGGGCGGUGGAGGAUAAGAACAUCGGGCCCCUCAUCAAGACUAUCAUGACCCGCUGCAUCCAGUGUACACGCUGCAUCCGCUUCGCCAGUGAGAUUGCUGGUGUGGAGGACCUGGGCACCACCGGAAGAGGUAACAACAUGCAGGUGGGCACGUACGUGGAGAAGAUGUUCAUGUCAGAGAUGUCCGGAAACGUCAUUGACAUCUGUCCCGUGGGAGCCCUCACCUCCAAACCAUACGCCUUCACUGCCAGACCCUGGGAGACCAGAAAAACCGAGUCCAUCGACGUGCUGGAUGCAGUUGGCAGCAACAUCGUGGUGAGCACACGUGCCGGGGAGGUCAUGAGGGUCAUGCCCCGUCUCAAUGAAGACGUGAACGAGGAGUGGAUCUCAGACAAGACCAGGUUUGCAUAUGACGGGUUGAAGAGGCAGAGACUGACCCAGCCCAUGGUGAAGAAUGCGUCCGGUCAGCUGGUACCCACCUCCUGGGAGGAUGUCCUCACCCGUGUGGCCGGAGCACUGCAAGGAGCCCAGGGCAGUGACGUGGCGGCCAUAGCGGGAGGCAUGGUGGAUGCAGAGGCCCUGGUGGCUCUGAAGGACCUCCUCAACCGGCUGAACAGUGACACCCUCUGCACUGAGGAGGUGUUCCCUAUGUCGGGGGCUGGUACCGACCUGCGCUCUAACUACCUGCUGAACUCGCGGAUCGCGGGCAUUGAGGAGUGUGACCUGCUGCUGCUCAUAGGGACCAACCCUCGCUACGAAGCCCCCCUGUUCAACGCUCGCGUCCGCAAGAGCUGGCUCCACAACGAGCUGCAAGUGGCGCUGGUGGGGAGUGAGGUGGACCUGAGCUACACCUAUGACCACCUGGGGGAAUCUGCCCAUGUGCUGCAGGAGCUGGCUAAUGGGACACACCCCUUCUGCCAGGUGCUGGCCGAGGCCAAGCGGCCGGUGGUGGUGGUAGGCAGCUCAGCUCUGCAGAGGGAGGACGGGGCGGCCAUCUUGAGCUCUGUGUCCACCAUAGCCCAGAACGCCAGGACCAGCAGCGGGGUGGAGGAGGGCUGGAAGGUCCUCAACGUGCUGCACAGAGUGGCCAGUCAGGUGGCAGCUCUGGACCUGGGCUACAAGGCGGGGGUGGAGGCGAUCCGCCAGGCCCCGCCCAAGGUUCUGUUCCUGUUGGGAGCCGAUGCAGGCUGCAUCACCAGACAAGACCUGCCCAAGGACAGCAUGAUCAUAUACCAAGGUCACCAUGGCGACGUGGGAGCGUCCAUGGCUGACGUCAUCCUCCCUGCCGCCUACACAGAGAAGGUGGGAACCUACGUGAACACGGAGGGGCGGAGCCAGCAGACACGCGUGGCCGUCACAGCACCCGGCAUGGCCAGAGAGGACUGGAAAAUCAUCCGAGCCAUCUCUGAGCUGGCUGGCGUGACUCUGCCCUAUGACUCUGUGAACGAGCUGAGGGACAGACUGGAGGAGGUUUCCCCCAACCUGAUCCGCUACGAUGACGUGGAGGAAGCCAACUACUUCAAACAGGCCAAUGAACUCUCCAAGACGGUGAACCAGACUGUCCUAGCAGAUCCUCUUGUUCCUCCUCAGCUCACGGCUAAAGACUUCUACAUGACCGAUUCUAUCAGCAGAGCCUCCCAGACCAUGGCCAAGUGUGUAAAGGCUAUCACAGAGGGAGCAGAUGCCGUUGAUGAACCUUCCAUUUGCUAAACAAGCGCACACAUAUAUACACACACGCACACACACAAAAACUCGCACACAUGUAUUGACAUCACAUUAACAUUCAGUGGUGACUCUGAUUUAUUUAAGUUGUCCUUGCUGCUUGUUGUAUAUGAUACCAUUUCCACUCUUGUGUAACCUGUACAAGGGUUAAGAAGAGGGCUUUGUUGAAAAAAGCUGUAACUGUUAUGAUUAUGAAUAAAUCUUUAUCCUUA
Hypomesus transpacificus is the source of this 2507-nucleotide messenger RNA. RefSeq names its product NADH:ubiquinone oxidoreductase core subunit S1 (gene ndufs1). Gene Ontology annotation, molecular function: iron-sulfur cluster binding; NADH dehydrogenase (ubiquinone) activity. Gene Ontology annotation, biological process: ATP synthesis coupled electron transport. The record is from RefSeq and is a predicted model, not a curated record. Lineage: Eukaryota; Metazoa; Chordata; Actinopteri; Osmeriformes; Osmeridae. Gene Ontology annotation, cellular component: membrane.